AUGCCGACCGUCUCCUUCCACUUCGUUUACUGGGCGAUUCUAGGCAUAAUUGAUGUUAGUGCUUUGUCUCUUCGAGCGUCGCCACUUGGAUACAAUGUCUCGUCCAAUAGCGUCAUGACACCAUCCGGCGCCUUUACGGGAUAUGAAGUCUCUUCGAACAGCUCAAAGACGUCUCCGACUGCUCCCAGCAUUUACAAUUCUACCUUCAAGAAUGAGACUUCGGUCAACACUGCUUUUUCUUCGAGCAUUUGCUGUUUCGUCGUCCAAGAUACGAUCGACGUGAGGUAUUGGGCCGACUACUUCACUUACAGUACGCUACAACCCUUGGAGAAACUAUGUAGCAUCUCCCCAACACAAUAUUACGUGUUCCCGAGUGUCAAGGUCAUCAGUGUCCCAGCUGUCGUAGACGAAGAUGGCCGUGCAGCAUGUGCUACGACGUCAACGUAUCAGGCUACAUGUCGAGCCCAGACGUACGCGAGUUGGAAUUACAACGCCACCAGGCUGGACAACCACACCGAAAGUGCAGCAACAAAAAGUGCACUUUACAUUACGGGCAUCAAUUCUAACGCAGAAAGAUACUUCGACUCAGGUUCAAAGCAGGAAGCUCUUGACGUGAUACACGUUUCAUUUUCAAAGCCUUUUGUCUACCCUCCUCUUAGCGACCAGUUCCCGUCCAAGGUUUUCAAUGAGAAUUUCGGCUAUGUCCCUGACACUCUCAUUGAUUGGAUGGCCCAGGAUUCCGAAUACAUCUCAAAAUUUCCUGGCAUCGCCUCUUGCUUGCCAGGAGGACCUUCCGUCAAUCUUUUCGCUUACUUUUGCCCCCAUCAAGCUAAGCUACUCCCCAACUUUAUCCACGUUCAGAUUGGAGAACCGGAGUUGACCGUCUCGUCGACAGUCACAAUCGCUGGGAAAGGGUGUUUCCAUCCUGGUGCAUGCCCCACUCCAGCAGCACCAGGUGCCACGGCCGUUGCUGCGACGCCAGAAGUCACUCCUGAAGCUGAGCGACUGCCGAAAGCUGGAGCAUCCAGCACUGCGCAUGGUCAAGACACAUCUUUCGCCGCUGACCCCAAAAACCCUUCGCCUCCACAAGCUCCAAGUCUACCUCUGCCAACGCCAGUAGAAAAUCCAAGCAGCACGCCAGCCAUCUCUCCGGAAACCCAAGCGGUCAACCCUCCUCCAAGCCUUCAACCUAAGGUUCCAAGCCUUUCGCCACCUGGGGAGGCUAAUCAACCACUGUCAAUGCCAAUAGGUUCUUCCGAAAAUCCCUUGGUGAACUCUCCAGAAGAUGUUCACGGGGCAAACCCUCCGCCAGCCAACCCAGCCAAGCCUCCUUCAACUUUUCAAGGUUUAGGCGCUAUCAUAGCUGGCGCCAUUGGCAUCACUUCCACUUCUCUACCUGAGAUCCAGGGUGUCCAACCAUACCCAAUGCUCACACCAACACCAAUCUACAGUAUCUCAAUCGCUCCCUCCGCCUCAGCUGUAGUAGUUAAUGGCGUCACGUCCGUCUUACCGGCUGGUGGACCCGAGGGGCUAACUGUCGCUGGAAUCACAUCAGUUGCCGUGGGCUCGCAGCAGAUCUCCCAGAACGCUGCUUCUCAGUAUGUGGUAGCAGGCCAAACGCUCAUACCUGGAGCACGACCAAUCAACGUACAGGGUACCGAAGUGUCCCUUGCGCCUUCCGCGAGUGCAAUCGUCAUCGCUGGUAGCACGAUUGUGCUAAGCUCUACCAGCGCGCCAGCAUUCACGGUGGGAGGUGAAGUUGUUACCGCCAAUAGUGCAUCAAAAUACGUAGUAGGCGGGCAGACACUUACGCCAGGAGCUCCAGCGGUCACAAUUUCAGGAACGCGCAUCAGCCUCGCUCCAAGCGGUACCCAGGUUGUCGUCGGUAGUAGCACGAUUGGACUCGGAUCCACCUUCGCACUACCACCUGCAUUGACAGUUGGCUCUCAAACCUAUACCGCAGACAGCAAGUCCGAAUACACGAUCGCUGGACAAAUACUCACCCCAGGAGGUCCAGCAGUCACGGUCUCAGGGACGCGACUCAGCCUCGCUCCGGGCGCGACGCAGUUCGUCUUGGGAAGCAGCACCAUAGAUCUUACGCCCGCCAAUACCCCUCCUCCAUUGACAUUCGGCUCUCAAACCUUCACCGCCAACAGCGCAUCCGACUACAUCAUAGACGGUCAAACCCUGAUACCAGGUGCUCCAGCUAUAACAGUAUCCGGCACCCCCAUCAGUCUCGCUCCAACCCCCUCUCAAGUAGUCAUCGGAAGCAGUACCAUCACACUUGGCCCCGCCUCCACGCCUCCCCCAUUGACAUUCGGCUCUCAAACCUUCACCGCGAACAGCGCAUCCGACUACAUCAUAGACGGUCAAACCCUAAUACCAGGUGCUCCAGCUAUAACAAUAUCCGGCACCCCCAUCAGUCUCGCUCCAACCGCCUCUCAAGCAGUCAUCGGAAGCAACACCAUCACACUCGACCCCAUCCUCCCACCUCCCCCCUUAACAUUCAACUCCCAAACCAUCACCGCCAACAGCGCCUCCGACUACAUCAUAGACAACCAAACCCUCAUCCCCGGCGCCCCCGCCCUCACAAUCUCCAACACCCCGAUCAGCCUAGCCCCCGACGCCUCGGCCGUGGUCGUAGGCGGCCGCACCGAGCUCCUCCGCCCCGGCCCCACGCUCCCACCCAUCAUCAUCGGCUCUCGAACCUUCACCGCCGACGACGCGGGCGCGUACGUCAUCGGCGGCCAGACGGUGACGCCCGGCGCGCCCGGCGUCGUCGUACCGGGGUCCUUGCUCGUCCCUGCCGCGGCACCAUCAUCGUCGGUCUUUACGGUAGCGGGGCAAGUCUUCACGGCAAACCCUACCGCGUUCUCCAUCGACGGGACUACCAUCUCGGCUGGUGGUCCUGGCGUUGUGAUCUCCGGGACCCCGGUCCGCUUGCGAGCGUCGGGCGUUUUGGACAUUGGUAAUAGCACUGUUACGCUGUCUUUGGCCAGUCCUACCGUUGAGGUUGGAGGGUCUGCGUUUGCUGGGAAGGCGGAUCGUGGUUCGUUGAGUUUGCUGUAUUCGAUGUCGGCGUUGGUGCUUGGUUUGUUGAUCGUCGUGGUGUUUUAA
This is a messenger RNA of Letharia lupina, 3117 nucleotides long. RefSeq lists its product as uncharacterized. The record is from RefSeq and is a predicted model, not a curated record. The transcript has 6 exons. NCBI's taxonomy places the organism in Eukaryota, Fungi, Ascomycota, Lecanoromycetes, Lecanorales, Parmeliaceae. Bases 1 to 3117 code for a protein of 1038 amino acids.